UGGAAGGUGUGGUAAAUGGUUUUUCACUCCAUCACCUCAUUAAUCAUUAGUCAUUUUCUUCACUUCAGAAACGAACUUUUAAAGAUUCUUUUUUCUCUCCCUAAAAAGAAAAAAAAGUGCUCGAAAAUGUUUUUUUUCUUUACCCAGAGUUUAAAAUAGGAAAAAAAAAAUUAUCACCCAAAAUUUUCUAAUUUUAAUCAUUCAUCAUCAAUAAUAAUAUUGAAUGAUAAAAAAAAAUUUGUAUUAUGAUAAAACAGUGAAUUCAGUUUUAAAAAGUGAAAAAUUCAAUUCUAGUGAAAUUAAUUAAUUUUUUUUGAAAAAUGGCAAAUUAUUUAUUCUUGUUCAUAACUGCUGUCAGUUUCGUUGCUGUAAAUGCGGUGGAUGAUUCAUUUAACAUCUUAAUUAUACCUUCAAUUCGUGAAUGUUACAAUAAAUCAUAUCUUUUAACACGAGAUAAUAGAUUACCACACAAUAUGAUUACGUUAAUCGAAAUUUUACGAAAAAUUGAAGAUUCACCAGGUUCAACAAUGAGAACAUUAACUGCUCUUUCACAGGCUCUUUUGCAUGGAUUUCGUCAGGAUGGCAUUAAACGUUUGGAAACGACAGUUACUUCAAAUAAUGUUAUUCCCUAUGCAGCAAAACACGAAAAAUUUAGUCGUUUUGUAAAAUUACUGAGAGUUAUUGCCGGUGAUGCAAUGACAUUUCCAAAUAACAGUAUUUCUAACAUAGAAAGAUGCACAUUGCAUUUUAUGCUGUCAGACAUUGUGGAACUAGAAAAAAGAGAUGAUGUGAAUUGUAAUAGAAAUUAUGACAACGCCUAUCGAUUUCCAAGAAGUAUUGAUAAGAAAUCCCAGAAUAUUAAAGAAGGUGAAAAUGAUGAUGUUGAAAUGCUCUCACCUCAGGAAAUCCAAAGUAUGACGAAUACUAAACAGGAUGAGGAUACUGGCGUUGAUCCCAAUUCUUUUUAUCCGGAAUAUCCCCCAAAUCAUCCUGCGGUUGCACAAUAUAUAACAGAAAAACAUUUUAGUUCCUGUCCAGUUUACAAUGGAGUUAUAAAAACUAGAUGGGGUGAUGUUUCUGCUGGACCGCUCAUUGCAGCAAUAGCCGCUGGAAUGCAGCCACAAUUAAUUAGUAUCAGUCAACUAAUGACUGACACAAAUUUUGGACCAGAAUAUUUCGAAGGAACUCCAAAAAUUAAUAACAAGUGGUUUGCCACUUUAUCAGGUGAUUUAGCAGCAGCAUUUUGGCUUCAAGCACCAAAAAUGUUUAAUCAACAACCUUUUGUAUUUGGAACAAAUGGCAAAUGGAAUUCAUCUGAAUUACCUCGAUGGUUUUUCUUAGAUUCUAAUGAAAAUAUUGAAUUAACAAGACCAUUGUUAAGAGGAGACAUAGAUGGUCUGAUAAUGGCACUUGAAUUCAAUAUAUGGAGUACAGAGGACAAACAGAGAAUUCGUCUUUCUCAAGUAUUAGAUAUGUAUUACAGUUCUCGAGGUUCACUUAAUCCACCAGUGAGAGCUUGUAAUCGAAAAGAAAUGUUCGCAAAAUUAAUGCCAAAUACCGAAACAUUAGAAGAGCAGACCUACAGCGCAAUGAAGAUAAUGAAAGACUUGCCUUCGUUAACAAUGGAUGAUAAUACGCUUCGAAACUUUAGUAAAAUGGCUGUCCGUCAAGUUGUAAAUGACCUUGCAACAAUAUUAAAAGACGAUCUUUCUUGUGCUGAUACGGAUCGUCAAAAUGAUUUUAGCAGAACAUACGUUGAUUUGACUAUUGUUCUCGAUACUAAUUGGCCAUUUAAAUAUAUUCAACCCAUUCUUUCAAAACUCCUAGAAGGUAUUGAAGUAAUGAAAUACAAUAGUAAUUUUACUCUAAUAAGUGGCAAAAGUGGAAAUAUUAUGAUUAACUCAAGCAACACAAUUUUGGAUUUAUACAAUUUUAAUGCAUCGAAUUAUGAAAAAUUCGAAAAAGGAUUUGAUAUGUGUCGAUCGAUUGAAAUAGUUGAACGUAUGCUCAAAGAAAAAUUGGACAGAGAACAAUAUCAAAGAAUUGGUGGAGGCAAUAUGGAUGCUAUUUUAUUUGUUCCAUAUGUAAGUUCAUCGGAAGAUGAUCGUAUAAAAGAAUGUGUCAAUGGAAUAAUGCAAAAUAUGCAUUUAGAAAUUCCCGAUGCUUCAGUUCUCUUUUUAACGGCAGGAAGAAAAGAAAUGGGAACAUAUUAUGCGAAACAUGAAGAUGUAUUUGUAAUUUCAUCAUCACCUUCAAGUUCCAAUUUAUAUCCAAUUGAUUCUUUGAUUUCAAGACUUAGAGAAUUUCCGAGACGUCUCGUCAAUUCAAAAUGUGGAUCACGUUAUAACUCUCAAGGACAAUUGGAAAGAUUUGUCGACUCUGUAGAACCUCGUGGAACCAAAUUUUACAGAAUUCAUCCCAAUUAUUUUUACACUUCAGACACAACUCCUAAAGUGAUUAUUGAAGGAUUGUCCUAUGGUCAAUUGACAAUUUGUGAAUCUCGACAGCCAUUGUACUCAAAUAGUACAAAAAUUGAUGAAUCCAAAUGUCCAACUAUAAACAGUAAUAGUAGACAUGUAAUUGAACUUACAUGUGGUGAUGCAGGUUUUAUUCAUCAUUGUCAGCCGUAUUACAUUUCUGUGAGAUCCAAUAAUUCAGCAUCAACCUCGUAUCAUUGCGAAAACUGUCGAUUUCCAGAUGAAGUAAAAUAUACGAUAUCUUAUGAAAACUUGAUCUGUACAAGUGUGGCAAAUUCUCUUACAACACUGCCAAUUAUAAUUAUUUUAACAAUUGUAUCAUUAUUCAAAUUCAUAUAAAUUUAAACAAUACUAUACAUAUUA
This is a messenger RNA of Leptopilina boulardi, 2840 nucleotides long. RefSeq lists its product as uncharacterized. Lineage: Eukaryota; Metazoa; Arthropoda; Insecta; Hymenoptera; Figitidae. The transcript is spliced from 15 exons. The record is from RefSeq and is a predicted model, not a curated record. The coding region runs from base 321 to 2816 and encodes 831 amino acids.